This is a messenger RNA of Aspergillus terreus NIH2624, 975 nucleotides long. RefSeq names its product alkyl/aryl-sulfatase. The record is from RefSeq and is a predicted model, not a curated record. The transcript is spliced from 2 exons. Gene Ontology annotation, biological process: dodecyl sulfate metabolic process. NCBI's taxonomy places the organism in Eukaryota, Fungi, Ascomycota, Eurotiomycetes, Eurotiales, Aspergillaceae. Gene Ontology annotation, molecular function: linear primary-alkylsulfatase activity; protein dimerization activity. The coding region runs from base 1 to 975 and encodes 324 amino acids.
AUGACCAUCGUGGAAGCCCAGAAAGGCGUCAUCAUCAUCGACCCACUCACAUCCGCUGAAUGCUCCGCCAAAGCGCUCGCGCUGUACCGCAAGAACCGUGGCAACAAACCAGUUACCGGCGUGAUCUACUCGCACUCGCAUAUUGACCACUUCGGCGGCGCAAGCGGCGUGCUCCAAGGUCCUGACGCAUCUUCAAUCCCCAUCAUCGCGCCGGAGGGCUUCCUCGAAGAGGCAACAAGCGAAAACAUCUACGUCGGGCCCGCGAUGCGCCGUCGCGCAAUGUACAUGUACGGCAACCGACUUCCCAAGGGUCCCGCGGGCCAGAUCGGCUGCGGGAUUGGCAUGACCGUCUCCAGCGGGACGAGCACGCUGGUGCCCCUGAACGUGAGCAUCUCGUCAACAGGGGAAACGCGGAUCAUCGACGGCGUGCGGAUCGAGUUCCAGAUGGUGCCCGAGACGGAAGCGCCGGCGGAGAUGAACUUCUACUUCCCCGAUCACCGGGCGCUGUACAUCGCCGAGUGUGCGACGCACUGUCUGCACAACAUCAUCACGCUGCGGGGCGCGCUAGUGCGCGACGCAAAGGCGUGGUCGCGGUACCUGGACGAGGCGGUCGUGCUGUACGGCCAGAAGUCCGAUGUGCUGUGCGCGGGACACAACUGGCCGACGUGGGGUCGGGAUGCAAUUGUGCAGCUCAUUUCGGAGCAGCGAGAUCUGUACGGCUACCUGCAUGAUCAGACCGUGCGCAUGAUGAACCAGGGUAUGACGGGGAUCGAGAUCGCGGAGGUGCUGACGCUCCCGCCGGCGUUGCAGACUGCGUGGCAUACGCAGGGCUUCUACGGGUCCAUCAGUCACAACGUCAAGGGGAUCUACCAGCGGUACAUGGGGUGGUUUGACGGGAACCCGGCGCAUCUCUGGGAAUACCCGUCUGUUGAGAACGCCCGCCGGCGGAAACUUUUGCCAAGGAUGGUGAUUUGA